AUGGCCAGUACUCAGGACAGUGACCCGAAGCCGAAAGUCCUCGUCCCCGAGAAGCUCUCACCAGAUGGCCUCGCCAUUCUCCGCAAGACCCUACAGGUGGAUGAAGUCACCAAGCCCAGCCCCGCCGACCUCCUCAAAAUAAUUCCUACCUAUGAAGCUCUACUCGUCCGCUCAGAAACCAAAGUCACCGCCGAACUAUUGGCUGCCGCUACGAACCUGAAGGUAGUCGCCCGUGCCGGUGUUGGCGUCGACAAUGUGGACGUUCCCGCCGCCACCAAGCUGGGCAUUGUGGUCGUGAACUCGCCUUCCGGGAACAUCCAAGCCGCCGCUGAGCACACUAUCAGCUUGUUGAUGAGCAUGGCUCGAAAGGUCCCCGAGGCAUGUGCGAGCGUCAAGGCAGGCAAGUGGGAGCGGAGCAAGUUCGUGGGCGUCGAAGUGAAAGGCAAGACAUUGGGCAUCAUUGGCUUGGGCAAAGGCAGGCUCUCCUCUUCCUCCAUCCACUCAGUGGGCCUCAUUGUGGCACGUCUCGCCCGCGGCCUCGGCAUGAACAUCGCAGCCAUGGACCCCUAUGCCUCUGCCUCCGUCGCCGAGUCCGCCAACGUGACCCUUGUCCCCUCACUCUCCGCCCUCCUGCCCCAAUGCGACUUCCUCACCAUCCAUACCCCCAUGCUGGCCUCCACGCGCGGCAUGCUUUCGACCUCCGAACUCGAGCUCCUGAAACCGGGCGCCCGCGUCCUCAACGUCGCCCGCGGCGGCAUCGUCGAUGAAGCCGCCCUCCUCGCCGCCCUAGAGUCCGGCCACGUCGCCGGUGCGGCCAUCGACGUCUUCUCCAGCGAGCCCCCAAGAAUCGAAAGCGACCCCGAAGCCACGCUCUCCAAACUGCUUCUACACCCCAACUGCAUCGCCACGCCCCACCUGGGCGCCUCAACCGUGGAAGCACAGGAGAAUGUCUCCCUCGACGUCUGCGAACAAGUCCUACAGAUCCUCGCCGGCGACCUGCCCCGCAGCGCCGUCAACGCGCCCAUCAUCGUGCCCAAGGAGUACCGCACACUGCAGCCCUUCGUCCGGCUCGUCGAGAAGAUGGGCAGCCUGUACACGCAGCACUUCUCGCGCGCCGUCGCGGGCGUCCCCGGCGGCGAAUCCACCGUGCAGGUGCGCAACACCUUCGACCUCAUCUACGAAGGCGAGCUGGCGGGCAUGAGCUCCACGAAGCCGCUGUUUGCGGCCCUCAUAAAGGGACUAGUCGCACCCAUCAGUGACGAAAGGAGUAACGUCAACAUCGUCAAUGCCGAGAUGGUGGCCAAGGAGCGCGGCAUCUUCGUCACGGAGCAGAAGAGUCGGGAUCCCGGGCUCGGCGGGCAGGGUCAGCGCGGCUACAGCAGUUUGGUCACACUGGUGGCGCGCAGCGGGAGUCGGGCGCCGAGCAUGAAUCGCCACGACAGCUACCUAGGCCCCAUGGACGCCGCCAAAGGCGAGGCUGCCGGCCGCAAGGUCGAGCGUCAGCACGUCAUCGCCGGCUACUGCAGCGAAGACACCCCCUUCAUCAGCCGCCUCGACCGCUUCGCCACCAGUUUCGUGCCCGAGGGCAACAUGCUCAUCUGCCACAACUACGACUCGCCCGGCAAGAUCGGCGUCGUCGGCAGUAUCCUCGGCCGGGAAGAAGUCAACAUCAAUUUCAUGGGUGUCGCGCCCGCGAGCUACGGCGCGGGUGUCAAGGAUGGGAUCGAGGCGCUGAACCAGCGCUUGGCGGGGUUGAGGAAGGGGAGUAGUACGGGGUGGGGUGGCAGUGGCACGCAGACGCCGCAGACGCCCAAGGAGCCGACGGAGGCGUUGAUGAUCCUGGGUGUGGAUCGGGAGAUUGGGGACCAUGUGGUCAAGGAGCUUAUUGGGACGGGCGGCGUCUUGAGUGUUAGCGGUGUUUUGUUGUGA
Cyphellophora europaea CBS 101466 is the source of this 1929-nucleotide messenger RNA. Its product is annotated as phosphoglycerate dehydrogenase. NCBI's taxonomy places the organism in Eukaryota, Fungi, Ascomycota, Eurotiomycetes, Chaetothyriales, Cyphellophoraceae. Gene Ontology annotation, biological process: L-serine biosynthetic process. Gene Ontology annotation, molecular function: NAD binding; phosphoglycerate dehydrogenase activity. The transcript has 2 exons. The coding region runs from base 1 to 1929 and encodes 642 amino acids. The record is from RefSeq and is a predicted model, not a curated record.